UUGGACCUUAAUGCUAUGAAGGCAGUGGGUGUGGUUUUAUGUGGCCUACCUCUACAGCCUAAGGACAUUGGUAAUGAUAUUUAUGAAGAGAAGGAGAAACUUUUCUUGAAAUAUUUCAAUACAUUCCUUAACUUGGUUCAUUCAAUGAACAGUGUUGAGACCUCUAAACUAGGUCAGCUAAGGAGAGCCACUAUCACUCGUCAAGUCUCUGCUCUACGUGAAGCUACAAUACUUGCCAUGUCCAACAUGCUCACCGCUAACAUUGACAGUGGACUCACUCACGCUAUAAGUCUUGGGUAUCACAGUGAUUUAAAGACUCGUACCAGUUUUAUUGAAGUGCUGACAUCCAUUUUGAAACAAGGUGCAGAGUUUAACAGUUUAGCUGACACAGCACUUGCCGAUCGUUAUAAUCAACUCCUUGAACUGGUUACCGUGGAAACAGAAGACGGAGAACAUCCCAUAAUGGUUGCACUUAUUAAUUCCGUACCUUUCGAUAAUCUGGAUGAAUUGGCUGAGGUUUUGGUCGUCUUGUUUGAUUACAAGAACAAGUUACCUUCUUUCCUAACACAGAUACUGCUCACCGAG
Messenger RNA from Amphimedon queenslandica, 585 nucleotides. Its product is annotated as neurofibromin-like. Lineage: Eukaryota; Metazoa; Porifera; Demospongiae; Haplosclerida; Niphatidae. The annotation marks the transcript as partial. The record is from RefSeq and is a predicted model, not a curated record. The transcript has 5 exons.